Messenger RNA from Rhagoletis pomonella (apple maggot), 2372 nucleotides. RefSeq names its product angiotensin-converting enzyme-like. Bases 123 to 2180 code for a protein of 685 amino acids. Gene Ontology annotation, molecular function: peptidyl-dipeptidase activity; metallopeptidase activity. NCBI's taxonomy places the organism in Eukaryota, Metazoa, Arthropoda, Insecta, Diptera, Tephritidae. Gene Ontology annotation, cellular component: plasma membrane. The transcript has 10 exons. Gene Ontology annotation, biological process: proteolysis. The record is from RefSeq and is a predicted model, not a curated record.
UGGCAUAGCAGCAUCGUACAUUAGCAGCAGAAAAGUUUAAGUACUUUGAGAUAAAACAAAGUAAUUUUUAAUUUUAAAGCCCCUGAAAUAGUGAAAUUUGGACAAAAAUCGUAUUUUCUUGAAUGAAAAAGUAUUUUGUCCAUUCUUGCUUUCUGAAUGCCUGCAAAAUGACCAAUAUUCGCUCAAACACGCGGUGGCCUGCAUUGCUGCCAAAUGUCGCUUUCGCGCUUUUACCCCUUCUCCUGCUCUUCGUUUCACUACUCUUCACGCCAACUACAGCGCUUGCGGCAGCUACAGCUUCCGCCGCGACACCCACUACUACCAAUACCACCGCCAAGGUGAAAUAUCCGCAUGCCGCCACCUAUGAGGCGCACGCCAAGCAAUACUUGGAAAAGGCUUCGGCACGCAUGCAGAGCAUUUGGACGCGGCGUCGCAACAGUUUCUUCAGCCUCACCACCAAGGGACGUGGUUACAAUGCCAUCAAUCAAGCGCCAAUAAAGCAAGAAAUCGAAAAUGACUAUCGUCACUUGGUCUAUUCGCUGGCGAUGAAUCUCAGCACAAUACCGGUAAUGCAGCUGAGCGAUCCAAUAUUGCGAAGACGUGUGAGACGGCUCGCUAAAUUGCAACUCUAUGGUCUAACAGACGAGGACUAUGAGGAGGCCAAGGAUCUAUUGCAUACAAUGCAAACAUUUGUCACCACGCGCAUGGUUUGCUCGUUGGGUGAUUGUCAGCAAACGGUUGCCAUGGUGCCGACGAUACUGAAUCAUGCAGUGCGUACCAAGAGUUUGGCAGACUUGGAGUACUUCUGGAGGCAAUGGCGCUCAGUAUUGGCCGAUCGCGAUCGUGCCAAAUCUGCAUUCAUUUCCUAUGUGCGACUACUUCGACUGGCAGCGUCAUAUAAUGGCCACAUAACCCCAUCACGUACCUGGUAUCUGUAUUACGAUACGGAUAAUUUCCAACGUGAGCUCGAGGAUGUCGUUUGGGAAAUAAUGCCACUGUACCAGGAAUUGCACGCCUAUCUACUCAAAUGUGUGCGCAACACCUAUGGUGAGAAAUUAAAUGCUGAUGAUGGUGCCAUACCGGCGCAUGUAUUGGAACAAAUUGUACGGCAAGCUUGGUCACCGCGUACAGUGUUCCGCACACCAUUUCCCAAGAAUCAAUUGCCAACGGUGCAGCAACGUCUGGAGGAGAUACUUGUGACAUCAUUGAAGAUCAUUAAGAAGGCGGCAGAGUUCUUUGAGUCAAUCGGACUGAAUCACAUGUCAGAUUCAUUCUACGAACGCUUUUCACGUCGCAUUGGCGAUGAAGAACUCGGGCCCGAUUGUCGCGCCGAGGUAUUUUACUUUCCACCCCAUGCCGCUCUGCGCUAUUGCCCCAAAUUGGAUUAUAAGAAACUUAUGCAAAUGCAUGGAAAUAUGGCAGAACUGCAAUACAAUCUCUAUCGUGGACAAUUGCCUUUCGGUGUGGACAGUGAACCUUGUCCAGGUUUUGCUAGUGCUAUAGGCGAGGCAGCUGUUAUAGCCUCGGGCACGCCGCGACAUCUCAAUCGGCUGCAUAUACUCUUCAAUCACAGCCUAAACGAGGAGCAAUCGAUGAAUCGGCUAUUCCGCAUGGGUAUUCACACGAUUUUAGCCAUACCGCAGUACUUCAUUAACGACAAGUUUCUGGUUGAUGUUAUGGAUGGUCACAUUAGUGCACAGGACUUGAAUUGCGCAUACUGGAGUUUGCAGAAUAAAUAUGCUGGUGUAGUGCCACCGAUGCGACGCAAUGAGAAAACUUUUGAUCCGGAUUUCAAAUUCUAUCAUGGGUUGAACCCUGAGAAGCCAAGCACAGUGAAAUUGCUUUCGGAAAUAUUGGGCUUUCAGUUUUAUCGGGCAUUUUGUUUAGCCAGCGAACAGUAUAAGCCCGGUGACCCGGAGUAUCCAUUGCACAACUGUGAUUUCUAUGGCAGCACGAAUGCUGGCGAUUUGAUGAAGAAAAUGAUGGAAGCAGGCGCAACCAAGCACUGGCGGGAUUUAAUGGAAAUCGCCACAGGCGAGCGUAAGCUAAGCGGUAAAGGUGUAAUGGAAUAUUUUGCUCCACUCUAUACUUGGCUGAAAGAGCAAAAUAAAAAGAAUGAUGUGGAACCGGGUUGGGAGUCGGAGACCAGAUGCAGCAAGGAUUACUACAGCCCAUCAUAACUGUAUAAAGCAGACGAAGAUCUUAUCUUACUACAUAAUUAUUAUCGUAUUACAUUACUUAAAUUACAUAACUAGAAAUCGAAAUGGAACAAGCUUCAAAAGUUUUAUAAAGUAUCAUACAAAACGAGAAACUAAUUUCAUCUUAGUAAAAAAGUUGUAAAUUGACCAUUAUAAUUCAAAAUGUGUACAUAA